This is a messenger RNA of Lotus japonicus, 2066 nucleotides long. Its product is annotated as U11/U12 small nuclear ribonucleoprotein 65 kDa protein. Gene Ontology annotation, biological process: mRNA splicing, via spliceosome. The record is from RefSeq and is a predicted model, not a curated record. Lineage: Eukaryota; Viridiplantae; Streptophyta; Magnoliopsida; Fabales; Fabaceae. The transcript is spliced from 11 exons. Gene Ontology annotation, cellular component: U12-type spliceosomal complex. Bases 125 to 1462 code for a protein of 445 amino acids. Gene Ontology annotation, molecular function: pre-mRNA intronic binding; U12 snRNA binding.
UCAGAAACUGAAAGACGAACGUGAAACGGAAACCCCAAUCGUGAGCGACCACCACCGUGACUGCGUCUCCGACGACACCACCGUCGCGCCGUCAAAUUCCGGUGAAAAUUCGAUCUCAAAAUCCAUGGCUGAGAGCCAAUUUGGAUUUCAAAGCACAGGCACAACAAUGGCAGAGUCAAAUCCUUCCGCUACCCUUAUAAUCAAGCACCUUCCUGAAGCCAUUCCACACGACACACUCUCUCGACUCUUGUCCCAUUACAACGCUUCCUCCGUUCGCCCGUGCUCUGCUGCAAGGUUGAGGAAUUGUGCUUUUGUGGAUUUUAAAAAUGAUAUGCUGGCGUCUCAAGCACAGCGUCAACUAAAUGGGUUGAGAUUUCUUGGCAAAGUCUUGUCAGCAGAGAGAGCUAACCCAAUUGACAAUGGUGAAAAAAGUAGUGGUGCUCAGCAAGGAAAGGACUCUAAAACAUCAGUGGUAAAUGUAACCAAAUCUGUUGAUGAAGAUACAAAAUCAGCAGGCCUCCCUACUCCUCAGCCAAUUGCUGAUAGACUUGGUGUUGAUUAUCCAUUUCCUCCUCAUCUUGAGUAUGCAUACCCUCCACCUGAUGGAAAUAUACUGACCAACAUUGUGAAUGCUCUUAUUGCCGUUCCCCGCUUUUACACUCAGGUUCUGCACUUGAUGAACAAAAUGAACAUUCCGGCUCCAUUCCGUAUGGCACUGCCCACACCACCAUUACCGCCAGAGGUGCCAGCCCCACCACCACCUGUGCCUCCUCCUCAUCCUUCUGUAACUGCAAAACCUCAGUCUGCAGAGCUGUCUAGUGAUGAAUCGGAGAUGGAAUCUUCAGAUGAGGAAGAUGGAGCAAGACGAAAGCGUGCUCGGCGUGAGACUAUCGUUGGCCCUGCCAUUGAUAAAGAUGUGGCUCAUGAGUCUGUUGGAGUAAAGCCUGCCACCUUGGUCCCAAAAGAAAUUCCAAUGAUAAAAAAGAACCCCGUCUUAAAGAUAAAAAUUGCUCCCAAAGCAACCCUGAAUGAACAUAAAGAUGAUGAUACGAAGCAAGACUUACAAGAGCCAGAAAACGAUAUUCCAGAUACUAACAAAUUUUUGACUCCUGAUGAAUUAGAGAGAGGAAAGUUGCCUCCUGAGGAAAUCUUAUCUCUUCCAAUGUUUAAGAACUAUACACCAGGAAAUCCUGCUCCCGUGUUGUAUAUAAAAAAUCUGGCAAAGGAUGUGAUUGCUGAUGAUUUCUAUUUUAUAUUUGGGUCCCUGUUUGGAAAUAUUGAGGAUGCAAAGUCUGGUCUUCAAGUCAAACUGAUGCAGGAAGGAAGGAUGAGGGGUCAAGCAUUUUUAACAUUCCCCUCCACUGAGUUGGCUCAUCAUGCUCUGAAUCUAGUGAAUGGGCAUGUAUUUAAAGGAAAGCCAAUGAUCAUUCAGUUUGGUCGGAAUCCUGCUGCUGCCAAAUAAACUUAAAAUCGAUCGACACGGAAGGGAUGCAUUCCAAUGUUUUUGCUUUGAGAGGCACAUGAUUGUGAGUUUGCUCAUCACAUGAUACAUGUAUAGCAACAGAUGGCUAAUGAUGCUUUUUUCAUUCGUUGACUGGGAGAGAUAACACCAAAGCUUGGACAACACUCAAGAAUGGUUGUGAAAUGGAUGCUUACACAUGCAUUCUCCUUGGCCCUGUUAGAGUGAGAUGCUGAGAUAAACUAGUCUGCAUGCUAGAUGAAUCUAGUUCAGGUUGCUGACAAGAGGCGUUGGAACUUGGAAACCCAGACUCUAAAGGCACCCUGAGAGUAUUGCUGUCAUCAUAGACACAAAUUAAAGGACCCUCUUGGUUAAAUUAAGCAAUAAGCAUAGAGAAAUUUUGAUGGUACUAGGUUCAUUUUCUCUGUAAAAGCAAAUUAGGGAACUUGACUUGGCUCCAGAAACAGCAAUGUGAGCUUUGGAGCUGCACUUGGUCCAUUUGGUGUUUCUCUCAUUCCGCAUCUUGUACAUUACAUUGAAUUUAGAUCUGUGUAUCAAUAUGUCAUUCGACCUAUAUAUCCAUUAAUUUGGAAACGUUUUUUAUUGA